This is a messenger RNA of Rhopilema esculentum, 1487 nucleotides long. RefSeq lists its product as uncharacterized. NCBI's taxonomy places the organism in Eukaryota, Metazoa, Cnidaria, Scyphozoa, Rhizostomeae, Rhizostomatidae. The record is from RefSeq and is a predicted model, not a curated record.
CAGGGAAUUUCAUCGCAACCUGCUGUAAUUACUGCUUGGUCGGUGAUCCAUUAACCAUUACAGAAAGGAAGGACGUCUGGGGGCCUAAACACCUAGAAGAACUUUGUAUGGUUUCAGCGCGAAAAUAGACAGAAGUUAAUUCGAAAUGAAAUUCAUAGUGGCCACAACCCUGCUUUUGCUUGUGUCUGUCUUGCAUUACGCUUUUGGACAACAACUUGCCCCUGGGCAGUUGAAACAGAAGGUUGAUGAAAUUGCGAAGGCGUACGCUGAAGGAUACAAAGCUGCUAUAAAUGCAAUCCGGUCCCGGAAUAUGAUACCGCGCACGCCAAUAGUCGCAAACAUCAAACCAAAAAUGUCACCACGCUCUUUUAUUCCGAAGCCGGUCGCUCAACAAGUCGUGAGGAAUUUCCCAUCAGCUAAUGGAAAUGGUUUCUUUAUCCCUGCAAGACAAAUAACAGUCAAUGGAGUUGAGAAAUCAGGAAUCCCCCGACCACCUUUCCGAGCUCAGUACUCUCCGGAACAGAAAAACACCAUGAGACAACCCGGUCAUACCGUCGUUGAAAGAUCUGCAGCUCCUCCUCCGUUGCUUGGAAAGUUCAUGCAGCAACAGCAAGGCAGGUCACUGGCACAGCAGUUUCAAAAGAAGUCAGAGGUCCCAGCAAAUAACGCAAAAAAUCAGCCAGACGAGGCAAAAGCAGAGGAAAUGGCAAGAAUGAAUGCAGCAGCUAGAAGCAGAAACGUCUACUUCGAUGCCAUUGGUGGAGACCCAUAUGGCAGUGCCAGCGGAGUCCUCUCACGCCAAACAAUCAACUUCCACCGCAGCAGACGAUCAACUGGAGAGUAUCAAAUGAGGAAUCGGCUAAGGCGCCAGACUAGAAGCCGUGUCCCAUACUUGGGACAAGAUCUGGACAAAAUGGGAAUCGUUCGAGCCGUGCCAGUAAUGGGUGGAUCCCAGAAUUUUAACCAGAACGCACUGCCAAGUUUCAUGAAAGUUCAUGCUGCGGAAUUCGGGAGCCUUACAUCAUCGCAGGACCAAAGCAUCGAAGCACCACGGCAGGUUCAGCCAAUUUUCCAGAGAAGUGAAAUUCCAUUUGUUCCACAGGCAUUCGCAAAACGAGCCAACAGUAAAAGAGACGUAAUUGAGCGAUUAAACCGUGCUGCAAGGCAUCGCAACGUCUAUCUUGACUCGUAUAGCAACGGAGCAGCCGCUGGUCUUGGAGGAGUUCUGAGUCGCCAAAAUUUCCUUUUGUCAAAACACAAAAGAAGAUUUGCAGAAGAAGAUUACUGAAGGUUUACUUGUUCUUUACUGAAGCGAGGCAGGAAGGCUAAACAUGGUCACUCCACGUCAAUCCAUGUACUUAACAAAACUUGUAAAUAAUAUUGUGAACCGUUAAAAAAGUUAACCUGUUGCCCAUUUGCACCAAAUAUUUGCUUCGUACUUUGAUUUCUGAUUAGUUGAUAGAUUUGACAUUUUAUUGUCUCCAUUA